Camponotus floridanus (Florida carpenter ant) is the source of this 1006-nucleotide messenger RNA. Its product is annotated as leptin receptor overlapping transcript-like 1. NCBI's taxonomy places the organism in Eukaryota, Metazoa, Arthropoda, Insecta, Hymenoptera, Formicidae. The transcript is spliced from 5 exons. The record is from RefSeq and is a predicted model, not a curated record. Bases 222 to 575 code for a protein of 117 amino acids. Gene Ontology annotation, biological process: late endosome to vacuole transport via multivesicular body sorting pathway. Gene Ontology annotation, cellular component: endosome.
AAGGUUAUUUGGUGCACACUUAAAUCAUUUAAUGCACGAUCGCUACCACACAAAAUCUUGAAAAAAUGUCAUCAUCGUGUAAAGAAUUUACGCGAAAAGUGCAAAAUCAGCUAUCAAAACAUAACCUCGUUUGUUUCGUUGUUAUUGCUAUUUGACAUUUGCACGAUUCUCUUGAUUGUUAAGUUUGAUUAGUAUUGCUGGCAUUUGCUGGUUCUAUUGGAAUGACAUUUGUCAUUCUUGGUUGUGCAUUACCAAUAUACAAAGUAUGGUGGCCAUUUUUUGUUGUAUUGUUCUAUAUACUGGCACCCAUCCCAACCAUAAUAGCACGUCGUUAUACAGAUGAUUCAGGAAGCAACAGUAAUCCGUGUUUAGAAUUGGCAAUAUUUAUUACAAUGGGUUUUGUGGUAUCAUCCUUUGCUCUUCCAAUCGUGUUGGCACGAUCUCCAGUGGACCAGCCAGUAAUAGAAUGGGGUGCUUGUUAUCUGACACUAGCAGGUAAUAUUGUUGUGUAUUCAACUCUAGUCGGAUUUUUCAUAACCUUUGAUCAAGAUGAUACUGAUUAUAAUAUGUGGUGAGGCGCUACUACAUCGUACUUAUAAUGCUAAAAAUGUUUUUUAUGAGAUUAAAGGAAAAAAAUCAAUCAUGCAGUGCACUGACUGAAAACUACAUGAUUAUAAAUUACUAUAAACUUAUAUGUACAAUUUACAUAAUAUAAAUCUAAUAUGGAUACUCUUCUAUAUUAAUGCUGCAAGAAAAAAUAGUAUUAUAGUGCACUAAUAAUAGAACGUGUUAAUAACACUAUGCUAUAUAUCGAUUGAUAAACAAACAUUGGAAUUCUUCAGAUUUCCCACAUCUUACAAAGCAGCAAGGAAGUUGCAUUUAGUGUUUUAGAUUUUUGGUAUGUGACUAUUCAGGAUAAUCUAAAACGCAACAAUGCAAAGAUAAGAUGUUGAACAUAUUUUUUAUUUAAUCUAAGUAUUUCGUAAUAAUAAUGGUAAUAAAGCUA